Molecule: messenger RNA, 2197 nt
Organism: Malaclemys terrapin pileata
Lineage: Eukaryota; Metazoa; Chordata; Testudines; Emydidae
Gene: TMEM215
Product: transmembrane protein 215
Exons: 1
Coding region: 759-1466 (235 amino acids)
Source: RefSeq, a predicted model, not a curated record
GAUCGUGGCACCAGCAGACACCCCCUUCUCCCCCUUUUGGAACAGCAAAGCUCCGGGAGGCAUUCGCAGUGUUUUCCUGGCCGAUGAGCACCUGCUCACUUCGGCACAAUUCAGCUGAGUUAUGAACUCCCCUGAGGGGCUAGUAAACCCCCGGGCCCUCCCAUACCCAUGUGAUGGAAGCUCCUGGGGCACUUCUGUUCCCUGACCCGUUUCUCCCAGUCCUUAGCCCGUUCCUGGGCUUUUCUUUCAUCGGCUGUAACACUAGAAGCUUGGAGUCUCUGACUCUUUCCAGGAUCUAAGUCCAUCCCCCUCUGUCUCUGACAUGCACGCACAUAUGCCCUAUAACUCACUGCUUCCGUGUUUUAUGCACUACAAUUGCUCUUAAUGCAUCUCCUCUUGGCUGAUCUGGCCUAGGAUCCAAAACAGAGUCUCAGAGGCCCUGGGGGCUGUCCGUGUAAGAUUACAAUCUUUUAGCCUGGUGCAGCAUCCUCCGGGGAAGCCUGCUCUGGCUGGCAGAAGCGCUGGGAUAUUUUUAGGGGGACUGUAUGGGAUUUCCCCAUUGACCCAUUUCUCCCUGGGAGACGGUGGCGAGAGAAACAGGAUCUGCUUUUGUUUUUUUUAUGGAAACUUUUUAAUUGUGUGUUUAUUGCAGCAAAUCCCUCCAGAGGAAAGCUCUCAAAGGCAGGCUUAUAAGCCUCGUCAGCUUUGCACUGCCUUUGAAGGAGAGCGGUCGGAUGAUCUGCAUGGUGUGAGGAGCCAUGAGACCAGACGACAUUAACCCUAGGACGGGACUAGUGGUGGCUUUGGUCAGCGUCUUCCUUGUUUUUGGCUUCAUGUUUACCGUUUCUGGGAUGAAAGGGGAGACCCUGGGAGACAUCCCCCUCCUGGCAAUAGGACCUGCUAUUUGCUUGCCGGGCAUAGCUGCCAUUGCACUAACGAGGAAAACAGAUGGCUGCACCAAAUGGCCUGACAACAAGCGUCCCUGCAGCAAAAAGGCGAAAGACAAGGAAGUGGUGGAGCUGCUGAGAACGCCCUCGGAUCUGGAAUCGGGCAAAGGCAGCUGCGAUGAGCUAGCCAAGAAGGCAUACCUGCAGGACAGGAAAGUGCUGAAGGGAGAGGACUCUGUGUCCAUCUGCACCACCACCACAACCACCACCACCAUGGGAGAAUGCAAGAGCCUGAUCAAAAGGGUGGACCAGGAGGAGAUGCUGAGAUACCUGGAGACCUGCUACCUGGAGAUGCCAGGGAACGUGCUCGUGGGAGAGGGUCCCACUUACAGUGCCUUGGAGAAGAAGAGUUCUCCUCCCUGGGACAGUGCUGCCUGUCCUGACACAGAGGACAACAUUUUUGUGGCUCCAAAAGACAGUAUAAUUGUUUGUUCCUACAAGGAGAAUAGCCCUUACGACAGAUAUUGUUGUUACAUAAACCCUACUGGAGUCAGCUCGGACCAUGAGACUAUAGUUUGAAUGAUGCACAUUUUAUAUAUCUCUAUGUAUUUUUACAGACUCUACAUCUUUCAGCUCUUAAUAGGGGAAAGUAGCUGAUUGCACUGCAUGGAACACUCCUCAUACUAUUACAAAUUUAACCUGGUAUGUGACUGAUGCUCAAACCUUUUGUGCCUGAAAUACUUUCUGUAAGUAAAUAAGCAUGUUUAAGGCUAAGAACUCCUUCUUCUUUGUGAAAAUCCAUUUUAAUUAUUUUAAAAAAUGUCAGUGCUGAAUAUUUUGUCCAGACACCCCCUCUCCCAAGACCCGAGCUCCUAGACAAGUUGGCAAGGUGAAGGCAUUGACUGUCAGCUAAAAUCAAGGCAAGAGUCAAAAGUCUGGAGCUCGCUAUGUAAAAUAACAUGCAAUAAGGAUGAGUGGAUCUUAGGAAUAGUGUCACUUCCUUUAUUUCUGGAGGAAUUGAUAGAAGUCAAUGUGCAGUUGAAUUAGUUGGCUGCCUGAUGUUAAGCUGUUAGAAAAGCUUUUCAGUUCAAUCAGUCUUAGACUCAGGCAGGCAAAAUCAGGGAGCCAAUGUCUGACUUCAGUUUUCUGCUCUUAUUAGAUUUUACAUGACCUUGUUUUAGGAAAUCAAAGAGCAACAUUGUAGGCUAUUACCCUGCCAGCCUCCUGAGUCAAGGAAGGGGACUAGGAUCGAGAGAAUUUUUGAAGGCAAAUCUAUCAGCAAUCAUAUUAAAGGUACAAGUGUUAGGCUA